Molecule: messenger RNA, 2312 nt
Organism: Spirometra erinaceieuropaei
Lineage: Eukaryota; Metazoa; Platyhelminthes; Cestoda; Diphyllobothriidea; Diphyllobothriidae
Source: the annotation of a GenBank genome assembly
AUGGAAAACUGUAUGCCAGAAGUUCUAAUUCAUUUCCAUGCAUUCUUAACAUGUUUCCUACGUUACAAAUAAAAAUAUGUCAUUUGUGCGUAUUCUAAAUCAAUUCAAAAAUAUUUCUUGGUGUAACUUCCACUUUGGAUGGAUAGGGAAAAAGUGGGUCAGGAUUUCAAAACAAAUUUUACUAUCAGGCGGGUUCUUCCAUUUAUGCUAGUACUUUUACGUUUUUAACUUUAGACGCGGGAUACUCCAGCUUGCUGAUCAAUUUCACGAAGCCCGUGAAAGUAGAAUACGUCCAUGUCCGCAGCGGAACUUCCUAUGUUACCGCUCAGACUGUCCCGUCGAAGCCCACUAGAUCGGAUGAAUGUAAUUUGGUCGAUGUCGUAUUUUCAAAGUCCUCCUUGCCAAUGUUAUUAAUUACGGAAAUUUUAAUGUCGACAUACCCUCAUUUUAGACGGCUUUGUGCUCCAGGAGAAUCAACAGUUCCACAUCUGUCCAUCGACGCAUAAGGGCAACUCAGUUGAACUUACAUGGACCGUUGAAGGGAAAAAUGACUCUGUAAGUGUUGUAAGAAAAACGCAGGUCGAAGGUAGGCAAAAUAGAACGUAUUCUAACCGUAUUGCUAGUGUCCAUCUAAUGUCUCGGAUAAACUGACAGCAGAUAUUUAUUUCAUUACAGAUGCUACCUAUUGACAUUCUGUUUUGUUUACUUAAACAGUGUGAACGUGAAACAUUGUUUCUGCUUAACCCAGACUGCUUAUUCAACGAGAACAAAUUUCCAGCAGCUAAAGAGUGGUUGUUUUGAUAAUGUGCUGGCUGGAAGGCUAUAAUUACUCGCUUUUACAACGCGUGCAGUUGCUUACUUGAGUAGGUCGACAAGCAUUACUUAAAGUAUCUGGCAAACCUACGCAGUUGAUGAGGAUUUAAGUAUCAGCUAUUGCGUCCCAUUUCGGACAAUUUUGAUGAAUGCAUGAAAGUUGGUAGAUAGAUAAUGCGUACUUUGCUCACGUAAGGCCAGUUGUAUUUCUCACAUUGUGCACAAAUAGUUGCUGCUCCUAAAUAAUGAUCAAACUACCUUAGUCAACGUUUUAUAGAUCGCUAUUACCCUAACAUUUUACGCGUGUAGAGAAAGUUUCGUUUCCGUGCAUUCGAAUCCUCCCUCCUUGCAAUCUCUGAUCUGUUAAUAAUGAUGUAAAUGACCUAUCGUGUGAUGCUUUAAAGCCUGUAGUGCACUACGGAUGCACGGGAUCUGAUGGCUUCUACUGCCUGGACACUGCUGAACGGGAUCCUAAAAUGGAAGCUCAGUUGGAAAAAGAGAGAUCGAAUCCGACCGAAGUAGACUUUAGGUCAAAAGAAAGUGUGUCGGCGCUGUUCUAUUCGACAAAAUGCAGUAAGUUCCUACUCGACUUUUCAGGAGAAGGUAGAAUGAGGAACGUUUUGUAUGAUUUUUAUUCAAAAUUUCCGCUGUUAGUUUAAUUACUCGCUUCCCUCAAGCAUGUCAUGCCAGCAUUGAGACACCGGACGACAAAACUUAUUAUAUUUGAAGAGGGAGCACAACAGAAUUUAAAAGGAUAGAACAUGUUCCUUAGAAUCAAGGUGUCCACCGGGCGCUGUUGACACAGCAAACGACUGACUUCUUUUGCAGUCUUUCAGAAAAAUGCAUGUUAUCAGGAAUACUACACUGUGUGUUGGGAAACAAGAUACAAGGAAAUAAACUGCCGUACCCCUGCGAAGAUUUGAUUUGAUUUUUAUAGUAUGAACACGAAAAUACGUGUGUAGAUCUAGCUUAAGGGCUAUACAUUAUCCCAUUCUAGUUGUUGAGAAGACAUCGAAGGGCUUUCGGCACAGGUUAAACGUAAGACGUCCGAAAAAAGAAAAUGUAACCCACUACUUUUGUUACAUCAGCCCCUCCGAUGAUCCUUACUUAUCCUACACAAUCGACUGGACAGGUAUGUGCAAUUUCCUGGGUUUGAUGAAGCUAUUUUCUGUACUAAAGGCGCGGGGCAUUACUUUUAUUUCCAUACUGCUGAUGUGCAGUCCAUCCUCGCCAUUUUAACUCAAAUAUCCCAACCACUUUCAUCUUGCUUAGCAAGUAACGCCGUAAUUAAGGCCAGCUACCAUUUAUUUAAACAUUCAUGUGAUAACAUAAGAUGCAGCAAUUGAAAAUAAUUCUAUCAUAAAACUAUUUGAUGAACACAGAACGGUCUUGUGCCAAAGUUCCAGUGUUAUGAGGCAUCGUUUUGACAUUCGAAUAAAAUUAUCCUUUGCAUUUCAUGAAAACAUGUUUUUUUUCUAAAAGGUGUCGGGAGUGAGUAG